Messenger RNA from Psylliodes chrysocephalus, 1170 nucleotides. The record is from the annotation of a GenBank genome assembly. Lineage: Eukaryota; Metazoa; Arthropoda; Insecta; Coleoptera; Chrysomelidae.
AUGGCUCUGGACAUUGAAGUAUUAAAGCGUUCAAGAUUAAUUCAUUUAUGCCUGGCAAUUACCUUUUUUACUUCGGGAGUUAUUGUGAAUGUAGUGCAAUGCAUAUUUUAUUUAACAAUUAGACCAUUCAAUAAAUGGUUAUAUAGGAAAAUAAAUUGGUAUUUGUGUUAUACAAUUUAUGCACAAUUGGUCAGCCUGGGUGACUGGUGGUCAAACACAAUAGUAUACAUUUAUAUAGAUAGAGAAAUAUUUGAUAAACACUUUGGAAAAGAGCAUGCUUAUUGCAUUAUGAAUCACACAUAUGAAAUAGACUGGCUUGUAGGAUGGAUGAUAGCAGAAAGAGUCCAGCUUUUAGGAAACUGCAAAGCCUAUGCUAAAAAAGCUAUACAAUAUUUACCUGUGUUGGGAUGGGCUUGGAAAUGCUCAGAAUUCGUAUUUUUAGAAAGGAACUUUGACAAAGAUAAGGAAGUCAUAAAUAGGCAGAUUACAGAGUUAUCAGAACAUCCUGAUCCUAUGUGGUUACUGCUCUUCCCAGAAGGCACCCGUUUUACUCCCAAAAAACACGAAGCAUCAAUCGAGUUCGCCAACAAACACAAUAUACCUCCACUAAAAUACCAUCUACUGCCGAGAACCAAAGGCUUCAUAGCCAGCCUGCCGUCCAUGAGAGGCAAAGUUCCGGCCAUCUAUAACAUAGAACUAGCUUUUCACGAGGAUGCUCCCGUCAAACCGACCAUCACUAACUUGUUAUUUGGACGACAAACAGAGGCGCAUAUCUAUUUCGAUAGAGUACCAUUCGAGCAAGUGCCAAAUACGCCCAGCGAACAAGAGGAAUUUCUGAAAGAAAUGUUCGUCAAAAAGGAUAAAUUGAGGGAAAGCUUUCUUAAGACUGGCGAUUUCUUUGCCACGUCUGGCGUCGAGCGAGUGGAACCGUUUCAAGUACCAUCUCGCCAGCACUCUAUAUUUAACCUUAUUUUCUGGCAAUCAGUGACGCUGCUGCCGAUUUCGUAUUAUUUGAUCAAGUUGCUCUUUAGCGGCGAGCUGCUGUAUUUCUCCAUUGGUGCUGGCAUCAUAGCGGCAUUCUACAUCUUGCUAAAUAAGUCAAUUGGUAUGUCUGAAAUUAACAAAGGAUCCUCGUAUGGAACAGGAACAACUCCGAAGAAGACUCUCUAA